AUGCCACUAUCAACAACCAAAAACGUUUUGAUACCUUCAACAGACUUAAUAGCAGCAGUACGUAAUGGUACAAUAGAUUUUUCGGCUGGUCUUACAUUUCCCUCCAUACCACCAACCGGUUUCAGUUACCCAUACGAACAAAUGGAUUGGUGUGUAGUCGUUCCGGUAGAGGCAGACAUACCAAGUUAUGAAUUCUAUAUAAUUGUUUUUGAAGCAAGUGCUUUCGGCAUAACAGUAGCCACACUCGUUUUAAUUUCGAUGAUUCUCAGCGGUGCAUUAUAUUUGCAAGGCUAUAGACCUGAUCUACUAGAUAUACUCAUGCAUGAUAAUUGUUUACGUGGUGCGUUGGGUCAAUCAUUUGUAGAAAUUCGCAAAUCACCUCUACUAAUACGUUUUAUAUACUUGAAAAUCUGUUUGCUUGGUAUUUUACUAACUACAACUUACAAUUCUUACUUUGCAACUUAUGUGACAAGUGCACCGAAGGAAGCGCCAUUUCUUAAUUUCGACGAUGUAUUACGUUCUGGACUAUUGGUUUAUGCCUGGACACCGGAAUAUAAUGAGUUAGUGGGACGUGUUAAAGAAUUUAAAAAGUAUGAACGCAUGUUCUACAGAGAGAAUAGUUUCCAAAAAUAUAUCGAAAUGCGUGACUCGUUCAAUAUUAAGUAUGGCUAUAUGAUGCCAACUACUAAAUGGACUAUUGUUAAUGAACAGCAAAAAAUUUUUCGUACACCCAUUUUACGUUAUCGUAAAGAUUUGUGUUUUUUUAAUAAUAUUCCAAUGUGUUUCCCAGUGCAUCAGAAUAGCAUUUUUAGUGGUAUUCUUUAUCAAUUGAUAUUGGAGACUGCACAGUCAGGUCUUACGAGGCAGUGGGAGCAAAUGGGUUUUCUCGAGCUGAUAGCCGCUGGUAAACUGAAUUUAACAGAUUUGAGUAAAAAGCGUGAAUAUACUUCAAUGCAGAUGGAGGAUCUUAAGUAUGAUGGUAGACUGCAAGCUAUAAUACCUAUUGUUAUAUUUCUGUAG
This is a messenger RNA of Teleopsis dalmanni, 1020 nucleotides long. RefSeq lists its product as uncharacterized. The transcript has 2 exons. Bases 1 to 1020 code for a protein of 339 amino acids. The record is from RefSeq and is a predicted model, not a curated record. Lineage: Eukaryota; Metazoa; Arthropoda; Insecta; Diptera; Diopsidae.